UCUCGCCCAGCUCCUCCCCUCCAGAUGCACCACACGCACCACCGCCAUCGACAACGCACUACAACAAGGGCAUGGACGCUUUCUUCACCUCAGAUCACAUCCCCACUUCUUCUUCUUCCUCUUGUUUGAUCACCCCCGACCACUCCUCCACAAUGUCCCCACUUCACACCAUCGACCCUUCCGCCACAUCAAACCCCCUCAACACAACCAUCAAGAUGGAGGACCUCCACGCUUCCUAUGGUACCCCCGCCCCGUCGUCUGCUUCCACAGCAGGCGACUCGCCACAACCCUCGCCUCAGACCGAGGGCAAGCAGGUCAAGAAGCGCAAGUCCUGGGGCCAGGUCCUCCCCGAACCCAAGACCAGCCUGCCACCCCGGAAGCGGGCCAAGACCGAGGACGAGAAGGAGCAGCGCCGCAUCGAGCGUGUCAAGCGGAACCGUUUGGCUGCUCACAACUCGCGCGAGCGCAAGCGACAGGAGUACGAGGUGCUCCAGGCCGAAAAGGACCAGCUCGAGGCUGACCUCGUCUCCGCCCGCGAGACCAUCGCUCGCAUGAACAUGGAGCUCAAUGCCUUCCGUUCAAAGUACCCCACCGACGACCUGUCCACCUCCAGCGUCGCCUCCUCCUCCUCGGACCUCGCAUCCGUCACCACCGACACCGUCGAUCCCUCCCAAACCACAUCGUCAUCCUUCCCCAGUCCCGUAUCCAUGACGCUCGACAACCUGGACUCGCCCCGCGAUUCCUCCUGCGCCCCCGAGACGCCCAGCUUCAACGAGGCCACCCCUGACUUCGACCAGACACGAUAUCCUGCUGAGAUAUUGUGCGACCUGCAGUGUCGGUCGACGUCAGCGGCCUCGCUUCCAGCGAUUUGGGCUUUCCUUUCUCUUUUCAACCUCACCCUUCCAACGACAAUGAAAAGUCUAUCGAGUCUCUUUUCGACUUCGACCAGUUCCCAGACUCCUCUGUGGAACCCCCUACUGGCCUUGUUGACGGCGACGUCUUCUUCUCCUCUUCCCUCUUCUCACAGACUGAUUCCAACUUUGGCCCAGAUGAUCUCUUUGAUGCAAAGCACUUCGAUUUGCAGACAGCCUUUGGCGCAACUGACGUUAGCGACGGGGCUCUCGCAGAGAAGAACUAGCAUCGAUCAGAUCGCUCGGUCAUGGAAAGUAUCUCGGUCCACCGGGCAUGAGGUUUUGGUGAGGCAACGACGUUUACGAUCACUUCGGCUUAGACAAAUGGGCGACAGGCGCAAAAGGACUUCUUGGGCUUUGAGGAGGGUCAUUACGCGGGCAUUGGGACGGAACCAGGAGGUUGCCAUUCCAAAGUCAUCAGCACUUGCUGUUUGAGUACUGUACAAUCUUGAUGACGAAGCCGGUUGGGUAUUCUAUAGGAGUGUACCAAGGGCUGGUGCCGAUUCUUAUGUAGCCAAUCAAUCUUCUCAUCAUCACAUCCUCUACUCUGGUAACCUUUUGAUGUGCUUGUUUCUUUGGUUUCUUCUGCUUUCUGCUUUCUCAGCUCGACUGUCUACGACAUUUUGGCUCCGUCACCGUGCUGUGCGCCGAGCUCGCUUGAGUCCUUGGGAGGCCCAGAGCUUACGUGCGCUCGGACUUCAUGCACAUCAGCUUAUCGUGGGGUGAGACUCAAGAGGGGCGUAGCGUCCCUCUGGGCCCGAAUGUCUCAGCUCCCGUCAGCUCGCACGAUUCGCAUUAUUACCCGACCUGCAUCUUUGUCACCGCAUCUACGACACUUGCAAAUGUACAUGAACAAUCGCACGGGGAAGUGUAUACGAGCAUAUGCGUGUUUGGGAAUCGUUGACAUUUCAUUCGUUC
Messenger RNA from Periconia digitata, 1829 nucleotides. Lineage: Eukaryota; Fungi; Ascomycota; Dothideomycetes; Pleosporales; Periconiaceae. The record is from the annotation of a GenBank genome assembly.